Messenger RNA from Kwoniella mangroviensis CBS 8507, 1836 nucleotides. RefSeq lists its product as uncharacterized. NCBI's taxonomy places the organism in Eukaryota, Fungi, Basidiomycota, Tremellomycetes, Tremellales, Cryptococcaceae. Bases 1 to 1836 code for a protein of 611 amino acids. Gene Ontology annotation, molecular function: oxidoreductase activity; copper ion binding. The record is from RefSeq and is a predicted model, not a curated record. The transcript has 15 exons.
AUGUCGAGCUUCCUCAUUCUUCUGCUAGUAUGUCGCUUCCUGACGUCAACUCGUGGAUUUAUCGUACCCAACCAAAGACAUGGCAGACAACGCGACAUCGAUAUUGGGAAAAGAGGGAAUCAGGCUUACUUCAAUCCUGACAGUUACAUACUUUCAAGUGAUUUCGAAAUUACCAAUGUGCCCAGGACGAGGGAAUACUGGUUUGAUAUUGACACGACAAAUGCCAAUCCCGAUGGUUACACCCGUCGAAUUUACACUGUGAAUGGACAAUUCCCAGGGCCGUUGAUCGAGGUCAAUCAAGGUGAUACUUUGGUCGUGCAUGUUCAAAAUAAUCUCGGAACACCUCAAGCUAUACAUUGGCACGGAUUAACUCAGAAUGGGACUAGCUACAUGGACGGAGUUCCAGGAAUGACUCAAUGUCCCAUCCCACCUGGGGGAAGCUUUACCUACGAGUUUCCAGUCACCAAUCAAGGCGGUACAUAUUGGUGGCACUCGCAUUACAGUAAUGAUCUUCAAGAGGGUAUAUACGGACCGUUAAUUGUCCAUGAUACACAAGAGCCACUUAAAAGGGGACAAGAUUACGAUGAAGAUAGGAUUGUGCUAGUAGGUGACUGGUGGCAUGACCGAGCUGAAGUCAUUGUAAAUGGUUUGAUCUCGUCAGCAGGAUAUAGAGGGACUGUCGCCUCUCCUGAGCCCGAUACAAUUUUGAUCAACGGAAUUGGAGAAGCCAACUGUUCGAGUGUCCUCUAUCCCAGUGGUGCAUCAUGCGAUCCGCCAGCCCGACCUGAAAUACCCCUCCCAACCGACAAAAGGGUCCGACUCAGAUUUAUCAAUACAGCUUCCCAUUCGCAUCUCAGAGUAUCAAUAGAUGGCCACGAGCUCGAGGUAGUGGAAGCUGACUCUACGGCGGUGUGGGGACCUACCAUCCAUGAAUUGCCGAUUUCGGAGGCACAGAGAUACUCUGUGAUCAUCGACACGAAUAAGGGGAAGGCAGGUGACAAAUUUUGGUUGAGAGUCAAUCAAGCUACUGUCUGUCAGGCUACGGCUUCCCCACAGUGGGCUCUGGGGGUCAUCACGUAUUCCGAUGAGCAAGGUCAAGCGGGAACGGGAGGGAACAACGGAACAUGGCCAAAUACCAAGUCUUGGCCUGAUCUAGGAGGAUCCGACCAACCUUGUCGGGAUCUUGAUGAAGACUAUUCUCUAUACCCUCGAAUAGCUAAAGAUGCUUAUGAAAAGACGAUCUUUACACAUUCCUUCUCGAGUCAAUUCGGUGUAUGGACUCUAUUCAACGGGCAACAGCUCACUGGAUUCGCGGUCAACAACGUCUCCUCGCAGAAUAUCAUUAAUGACCCAAUUCUAGAGAUUGUAGAGCGAGAAGGUACUUUCGAUCGACCUUACGUCUCCACCGUGAUGGUCUGGGAGGACGGGUAUAUGGAUACCGUGAUCAACAACUUAGAUCCCAUAGAUCACCCAUUUCAUAUACACGGUAACGAUUUCCAGGUUGUCAAACGGGGUGCUGGGAAUGUCACCGCAGAACAGGUCAAAGGGAUGAAUAUCAGAGUGUCCAAUCCCCUCAGAAGGGAUACACUUUGGAUCCCUGGAUUGUCUUACGCUGUAUUGAGGAUUAGAACGGAUAAUCCGGGGGUAUGGACGCUGCAUUGCCAUAUUGGAUGGCAUCUCGCCCAAGGUAAACUUGGCGCUCUCAUAGUGAGACCUCAAGAUAUACAGAACAAUGCUGCUCGUCCAAGUAGCUGGAGUAAUCUCUGUGCUGGCCAAGACAGGAACGCUAUUGGACCUAACAAACGAACGGUCGUUUCCCCACUUUUUCCCUUUUGA